AUGCAUCGCUCUCUGAGUCACCAUAGAUCGCACAGCUCUCAAAGUCGAUAUGGCAUAACUGGACAAGAAGACAUUCUCCCUGCGAAGGCCAAUUGGAUUCCCGUCGAGGCGCCUGUUCCGCUCCGUGCCGCCACAGUCGAUCCGCGGGUCAACCCAUCGCCCUUGGACCGGAUAACACAACGUGACGUCGCAACGGGAUUGCUUCGUUCGACUUCAACGUUCGGAAACGCUAGACGCACGAGAGACGUCCCAGAUGAACAUGUCGAUAGCCUCCACAAGACGAGAAGUCGUGUUAUACGAGCCAUAUCUUCGAUAGUGGGACCCACAGGCGACAUCGCGUACGAAGUGCUCGCCGCUGGAGCCGACGCCUUUCAGUUCAUACCUGUACCGGCAUUGGACUUGGCAGCUGAAGCUCUACUGGGCAUCUGGGACGCUGUUAAGAUGAUUGAAUCGAAUCGGCUCGCUUGUUUGCGUCUCACUGAAAGAUGCGCCGACAUGCUGCUAUCUAUUCGCGACGAGAUCCACCAGGGGGGCGUCAGGCUUGCCGAGGAUAUGAAGGGGCCCAUUACGAGGUUGGAGAACGCAUACGCGGAGAUAGCUGCCUUUUUGCAACGACAACUGAGUCGCUCAUUCUUUCAGCGCUAUCUGAAACGCGACGAUAUCCAGCGCGAUAUUCAACAUUGCGAUGCAUUGCUAAGCGAUGCACUAGGGAUGUUCAAUGUCAGGGUCCAAAUGCGCAUGCUUCAACUCAUUCGGGAAGGAGACAUCCGCCAAAACCCCGAUCCGCAACCUGAAAUCUUCGAGCCGGCCCUUCCUCCAACGAUAACUAGCUCGGCGUCUCUGGCGAUGACGGAUGCGGCUCCAGCUUCGCUCGAACAGCAGGACAUGACCGCUGUUCAUAAGCUGCUCGACCACUACAGAGAAAGCCAGAACUCGCAAGACUUGGACAGUGAUACCGCAGACUUGCGACGAGUGAUGCAGUCUACUCUGCGGAAGAGAGACGAUGUCGCCAUCUGUGAAGUGAUGCAGAUCAAUCGCGACGAGAUGCCAGAAGCCAUCGAGACUCUCCAGCGCACGUUAGCUCAGGCAACUAUUGAACCUCCCAAACGCGAACCCGCCGCCGCUGCAACGCAGUCUUUCGAUAAAGAGUUCAUGCAGUUCGGCAUCGAAGCUCUCAGUCGCUUGAGCGGGGACCUCGAUGUGAACUUGCCUCAUUGGACGAUCACUCGAUUCGAAGUCGAACUGGAUGAGAAGAUAGGCGUCGGGUUCUUCGGCGAGGUGUACAAAGGCCGAUGGCACGGAGAUACAGUCGCGAUCAAGAUCCUGUCCGAAGUGACCCCGCGAAAGCUCUUCCUCCGCGAGGCCAAUGUCUGGAAGAGACUCGACCAUCCGCAUGUGCUUGAGCUAUUCGGUGCCAGUUCCGCUACGAGCAGACCGCCUUGGUUCUUUGUCAGUCCAUACUAUCGGAAUGGCUGCCUAACCAGCUACCUCAGGCGCCUGAGCUCCAUCGAGCAGGUGGACGUCCUCAAGCUCUUAAAGGACAUCGCCAGGGGGAUGUCAUACCUACAUCGCAGAGGCAUCAUCCAUGGCGAUCUCAAGGCAUCCAACGUUCUGAUGAGUGACACUCUGAGAUGCAUCGUGGCGGACUUCGGUCAAAGCGAGCUGAAGGCCGAGGUUUCUCGCUUGAGCGGACAGCCGAUCUCUCGUGGAACCCUUCGAUGGCAGUCUCCGGAGCUCAUGAGGGGGGCGGUAUCUGAACUCACGACUCAGAUCGACGUUUACGCUUUCGGUAUACUAUGUGUUGAAAUAUUCCAGCUAGGAGCUCUUCCUUGGCCGCACUUUGAAGAGAAUACUAUCCGCCAUCUUGUCUGUGACGAGAAGAAGCGACCGACCUUGCCUCGUAUACCUAUUCUUCAAGGGCCUUUGUUUGACAACAUCAUCCAGCGUGCCUGGAGCGAUAGUCCGGUCUCGAGGCCUUCAUUCCGAUGGAUAUUUCAGCGAUUGAACGAGCUUCGAUCACAACCUGGAAUCGCAGCCUCAUCCGUGGGGGGAUUUCCGCCGGCAUCUGACAUUGAUGACAAUGUUCUAGUAGUACCAUCAUCCUCGUCAUCGUAUAGGAGGCAGAGUGGCGAGUUGAUAAUAAAUCGUGGGGAUGAUCGCGAUCUCUCAGACGAUGUGCACAACCCGCAGGUCCUAUAUGCCAGUGACGCCGAAGUCAUUACGGCGGGUGACAACCCAGUUCAAUCUCACCACCUGUUUCGCACCCGGAGUUACUCGGGCAACCCCAACAAUGUGCAACGGCAUUCCAGACGCUUAUCAACUGCUCGUAGUCGAGUAGACUUGUCGGUGCAUCCACCCCAUGACCUUUCGCACGAUGCCCAGACAUCUACCACGCGUGCAUCAUCGUCUUCUACAAGAAGGAAGACCAGCAGCCUACCCCGCUCGCUAUCUCAGAUGAAGUUGAACGACUCGUCCAUACCUCCGAGCAAACUCCAACCCGCCACUCGAGCCGAUGCAUACGCGCGGCGCCCUUUGCGCGAGAGACAGCGUAUAGUUUCACAGCCGAGCCAUGGAGUUGCACAGGCGAAUCCAGAGCCCUCAAUAGCCAGAACUCACGCGAUGAGUCCCGAGCUACGCCCCAGCGAUGCAGGAUUGCACGACUCUCAAGCUAUCCAAGUCCGUGGCCGUAGGGAUCAACGCCGACGCGGCUCCUCUUCCGGGAUAGCCACUGCCGGCCAUUCUUUGGCGGAGGCAGAGCCCCCUACGUUCCUCAUCUCGGAGCGUGCGCGUACAGAGGCAGUUAACUCCUCGGCUGAGGAGGUGCCACACGGGUCCGCUGAUCCUGUCAUAUCUGUUGGGACCAUGCUUGACCCCGUACCUUCUAUGAAUGCCUCUGCAAGCCCAGACUUCAUCACGCCAUCAAAGCCAUCUUCUAGAAGCCGUGAAAACACAGGAGAGCGUGAUAGCUCUCCUCAUCCUACCGUGUCUGCCACCGCUUCAGCAGUCCAGAUCGCUAUGCCAUCCAAUUCGCCAUCCCCAGUCACAACGCCGGCAGAACUUCAUCCUGAUCCUCACAACUCGUUGAGCGACACGGCCAACGAUGCAAGCUCUGACGUUGACGUCUUGCCGGUAUCUCACCCCUCGACUUUGUCCAGUAUCUCUUCCUCGAGUCUUUCUGCCGAGUCGGUCUUUGAUUUCUCCCCCACGCUACCUUCUCAGCCAUCUACACCGAGAACACAGAGCUCGAUUGCGUCGUUGUCGAAGGUCUUGAGUGUUCAUGACACCCAUCACUCAGAGACGUCCAGCGCGCCGCCCCUCAUUCCGGAGGCUCAACAGGAUGGGUCAUCGCAGGAACGCACAGUGCCUGAACCCUCUCAGUCUCUCCCCAAUACUGCGCUAAACGAUGCUGUCGAUGAGGGUCCUGCGGUUCAGCCAUCCAAGCCUCUACCACGUCCGUCACCUCUCAUUCCUACGAGGCGGAACAUUUCUUCGGGCAUAGCGGCGCGUAUUGCCAGCCUGCAACUACAAUCGCUUCAGCACACGGGUUCAACGCCGAGCAUGGCCCAAUCAUCGGAUGAAUCUCCAACCGUCAUAAGCUCAUCCGCAACGCAAGAGCUAGCAGUACUACCAACAAAGCGGCCCGCGUCAAUGGUCAUCAAGCUAACUUCAGAGGAUCUCACGCCCUCGACGUCAAACGCGUCCACAAGCUCCUACUCAACGCGCACGCGUCGCGGAUACUGGAAUCGUCGCGGAGACCACUUGACCAGUGAGGGUUACAUCAUUCGUGCACCAUCUGGCCGUACAUAUCCCUCGGAACUCGAUUCAUACCCUGAGGGUGACGGGCACUUCCGCAAUCAUCGCGGGAAGGAGGCGAAAGACCCGCGAUAUCGAGAGCUCCCUGGAAGCGCUGGGGGUUCACAGUACGAUAAGUAUGUCCAGUACUAUCCAUAG
Molecule: messenger RNA, 3951 nt
Organism: Peniophora sp. CBMAI 1063
Lineage: Eukaryota; Fungi; Basidiomycota; Agaricomycetes; Russulales; Peniophoraceae
Source: the annotation of a GenBank genome assembly